UUAGCUUAGUGGUAGAGCACUUGCCUAGCAAGCCCAAGGCCCUGGGUUUAGUCCCCAGCUCCAAAAAAUAAAAUAAAAUAUUACACUUAAUGUUAUAAAUAAUAAAAUAUUAAACUCCUGGCACAUAAUAUCCACAAAAUCUGGGUCACUACAAUGAAAAGACCAGAUCUAUGAAUAAUAGAAGAAGAAAAGGAAAGCCAGGUCAAAGGCACAGCAAAUAUUUUUAACAAAAUAAUAGAAAAAGUACUAACCUGAAGAAAGAGAUGCCUGUCAACAUUCAUGAAGCAUAGAGAACACCAAGUAGAUUGGACCAGGAAAAAAGUUCCCUGAGCACAUAAUAAUCGAAAAAUUAAAUGUGGCCUAGAUUUUUCAAAACCUACUUUUAUAAGGGUUCUUAAAACACUUCAACCUCUCUUCUAGCUACCACCUACCUACCAGAGGUGGUGGGAAGAAGAAGUUAAUAGGAAACAGGGCUUGCAGAUCUGUUUAGAAAUGGUUCUUUGAGGGCUAUUUCAGUCAUCAUUGCCAGCAGUACCACCAAGGAGAGACAGGCUCUGCCAGUCAGCCCAGAGCCCAUGGAAGCCAUCGGCACAUCACAAGAAGUUCUGUGGUGAGUUACUGUCUACAGAGUUAUGACCAGCAAAGAUCAGCAAACCACUACAAGAGCGCUGUCAGUGAGGAUUAGUCAGGCAGAGCAAGGUGAACCAAUGCCAGAGUCUCGCCUCAUUAUCUGAAGGGUCGUUUUUAUAUUCUUUCUAGACAUCAUGUGUCCUCUCACGUGUCUGCUUCUGCAAAACAUCAUUUGAUAACUGAGUUUCCAAAGAAACCAGAAGUUUCUACUUCGGCCUUUGAGCAGAGAGAUUUUUUUUUCAUCAUAACAGAGUAAUAACAAAGAUAUCUAAGAUAAAAAGACUAUUAAGGAGCAGACCAUGAGGCCUAUUUAGUCUGUUCCCAGUACUGGGGAAGUCAGGACAGGAGCAGAGACCAGUGUGAGCUAUAUAUGGGUUUGGAAGAGGCUUUUAAGAUUUUUUUUUCCUGAAGCUGGGGACCAAACCCAGGGGCUUGCGCUUGCUAGGCGAGUGCUCUACCACUGAGCUAAAUCCCCAACCCUUAAGAUUUUUUUUUUUUUAUGUGUUUGUUUUCCCUGCAUGAGUGACUGUACCACAUUCAUGCCUGGGACUCAUGGAGGUCAGGAGAUAUUUUGGGUUCUUUAGAGCCAGAAUUACAACUGAGCCACCAUGUGGGGUCCCACCAAAUCCUGGUACACUGCAAGAACAAUCAGUGCUCCCAACCACUGGACUGUCCCAAGCCCUUGGGCAGGUUCUUAACAAUCACAGACUUAGACUAUCCUCCCCAACAUCAAGUUUACAGUAUGUUUUAUCACCUAGUCUUGAUGAGUAGGCCACUACGUCCUAUUGUCCCCCUUGGUGAGUCGCUCCUGGCAGCCUGUAGCUUUGCCUACCAAGCCAUGUGCCAGCUUGAUUACACACACCCUUCUGUGCCGGCUGGUGUUGCUCAGCGACAGCUCGUGGUUUGUUUUGUUGAGACAGGGUCUCAUUACGUAGCCUCAGCUAGCCUGUGCUUGACAUGUACAGCACUCUGUCCUUGAACUCAUUGAGGUUACCUACCUCUGCUUCCCACGUGCUGACGUUAACUUCGAGGGCUAUUAUACCCAGCAGUAGCAAGUUUUUAGUUUAUACAAGCUAUAGCCUGGGGCAGAACUUCCUUCAUUCUCUUGGUUGAGUAAUAGUCCAGUUUGUGGUAUCCUGCUAUGCUUGUCCCUCCAGGGUUCUUGAGCUCACAGCUCAAGCCCAGUGUGGUAAUGUUGAGGUAAUAGAACUUCUCUAUUUUUUUUUAGCUUAAAAAAUGUACUGUCCUCUCUCUCUCUCUCUCGCUCUCUCGCUCUCUCGCUCUCUCGCUCUCUCGCUCUCUCUUGCUCUGUGUGUGUGUGUGUGUGUGUGUGUGUGUGUGUGUGUGUGUGUGUGUGUUUUCAGUGGUCAGAGGAUAGCUUGUGAGGAGUCACCUUGUGAUUCCUGGGGAUCAAACUCAACUCAGGUAAUCAUGCUUGGCAGGCAGUAAGUGCCUUUACCCCUUGAGCCAUUCCGCUGCUCACUCCCCACCCUCACACACCUUUCGAGAUAGGGUACAGCCCAGACUGGCCCAGAUGUAGCCUCCCUCCUGCCUCAGCCUCUCAAAGUUAACAGACGAGAGGUACCCCAUCAUUCCUUGCACUUCAACCUUGGCAUCUGUAUGAUACUGCACAGAACUGGUGCCAGUCAUCUGUGAAAUGAACAAACGAAUGAACAGAGAAAAGAGGGGAAGCAGGUGUCCUGUGCAGAGAGAAGAGUAAAAUGGGGCUCCACCCCUUGUCUCUGGAGUCUGGCUUCAGCUGAUGCAGCUCAGCUGAGGCCACCUACCCUAAAGGCUGUCCACUGAAAUCACCCUAUGAUGUCAACAGAAGAAGCUGGUGUGGAGGGAGUGGGACCCCAGGGUGUCUCUCCCCCCACCCCCCCGCUGCCAGGUUAUCUUCCAUCAGGUAUCCCUGUUUCCUCCGCCUUGGUGGCCACUAUCCCUUCCUGAAGGGACUGGCCAGCUCCAACAUGGGGAGCAUGAUUCUGGCAGGCCCUGCCCUUCUCCCAGAUACCUUUGUCUUGCUAGAAUUCCCAUUAGAUUCCAUUCCUAAAGCUAGCUGCCCUGCCAAGGUCUAUUCUCUUAUUUGGCCACUUCCUCCUCCUGAGGCUACCAAGGUCAAUGCUACCGAGUACUGAAGUCCAGCAAUCAAAAGCCCCUUUGGCUCAUCUAACUAACACACCCAAUUAAAAUUAAACACCUCGGGUUGGGGGUUUAGCUCAGUGGUAGAGCGCUUGCCUAGCAAGCACAAGGCCCUGGGUUCGGUCCCCAGCUCCGAAAAAAAGAAAAAAAAUUAAACACCGCAUCCUAAGACAGGGUUUCUCCCUUAAUAAACUGACAUUUGCCUAUGGGCCACAUCAGUAUCCUCUCUCCUUCCUGGACAAAUACUCCUUACUUCCUCUCCUCUCCUUUGUUUCUCUUCCCUUCUUUCUCUACCUCCUGUCUUUGUCCCUUAUCCCUGCCCUCUGUCCCUCUGGAGUAAAUAAGUCUCCUUGUGCUGAGAACUUAGUCCUAGGGGUCCUGAGAGGAUACUUUUCCUUUCACUUCCUUUGGAGGCUGUGACUGUGUCCAUUUAUGAACCACAUAAACCAGAUGUGAAGGUGGGGAUUUCUACUUUGACAGACUGACAGGAAGAUGUUAGAGCACCACGGCCCCAAAGCUGCUCAGAAGGGGGUGGACAAAGCCAAGCCAAAACAGCUCAUGUUCUCCAAGACUGAGCCACAUACACAGGACAACCCCACAGGACCAGCCCUGAGAACAAAGCGUGAGGAGGAUUUGAGAGCUCAAGGGAGUUCUCUGAAGUCGACCCAGGAGAGAGCACAUCUCACCCUGAGCCUAGGCGAGAGUCACAAGAACUUGCCCAGAUGUGCUGACUCAGCUGAACCCUUGGGCCCUUGAGUGGGAUCUGUCAUCAGGACCUACGCUGGUUUCCUCCUCUGUUGGACCUUUGUCAGCCCAAAGACUCACCACCCUGGAGAGGAGCAGGGGGUCAGAGAGGUACCAGCUCCAUCCUAGAAAGUGUUAAUUUCCAAGACCCAGGAUAGGAGGAAGUGGCUUUGCCACUGGGUGCAGAGGCAGAAGGGGUUGGGGCAGGGAACUUACAGCCAAGUCAACUGUGCUGGUUAGGUACAGGGACACAUCACCCAAGACCCAGGGUGUGCAUGGGAGCACCUCACACACAUUGUAGUUCAUUUUAAAAUAAAAAAAAAAAAGUCAGGUGUGAACUGGGUCUGCAGCUCAGCUGACAGGGAACUCUCAUGGUGAAAAAAGCCCCAUCCCAGUACCACAGAAAAUAUGCCCACAUCUAUAUGAUCCCAGCACCCAGGAGGUAGAAGCAGGAAGAGCAGAGCUUCAGCAUUGACCUCAGCGAUAGAGUGGAUUCCAGACCAGCCAGGAUGCUGUGAGAUGCUGUUUUAGAAAAAUAAAAACCAGAAAGGGAGGGGAAAAAACACAGAAUAAAAUAGAUGAACUCUGUGGUUCACUCCAGUUUUGCUUUCUUGCUUUGGUUUUGUUUGGAUUUUGAGUUUGAAUGUCCCUAUGUAGUCCAAGAUAACCUGGAACACCAAAUCCUCCUGCCUCAGGCUUCUGAGUGCUCCAACUACAAACUGAAGCCAUCAUGCUUUGCUGUUGGCCUAGAGGGCAACACGACUGUAGGAUGUUAUUUCAAAUGCUUUGCAAAGGAAGGCAUGAUGGGUGCUGUGUGUGCAGCGAGUCUGUCCUUUCAUGUCUCUUUCUGACCUCAGGGCCUUAGCACAUGCUGUUCCCUGUCUGCACACUGUUCCCGAACCUCGUCCCCCAAAGCAGCUUCUCCUACUUUCACUCUCUGAUCGCUAUAUGCCUGUUUCCUGACCUAUGACUACUUCAGGGCUGCUGUUAGAGGCUGGGAUUGUAGCUCAGUAGGUAGAGUGCUUAUAGCUCAGUAGGUAGAGUGCUUAUAGCUCAGUAGAUAGAGUGUAGCUCAAUAGGUAAAGUGCUUGUAGCUCAGUUGUCAGAGUGCUUACUUAGCAAGCAUGACGCCAACAGUACAUAAUCUUGCCAUGACGGUCGGCACAGGCCUGCCAGCACUCAGGAGGUCGAAGCAAGAGUUCAAGGUCUUCAGCACCCCAGCUUGGGGUGCAUAAAACUGUCUCAAGGGAAAAAAACCUAGAAGAAUAUCAAUAUUGGGAAGAAGGGUGACAGCUGUCUCAGGGGUUGGCAGAAACUGCUCCAGCUACAGACAGAAGCCUUGAGAGUUAUUCUGGUCCCGCCCUGUUCACCUGCUGGAGGAAACAGGAACUGUCUGAAGCUGCCCGCCCUCCCCUUCUGACGAGUGGACCCUGAACCGAAACUUAACACUCCAGUGGCAGCUCAAGAACCCUUCGGAACACAGCUCAGCCUGUCCAAGGUGACCACCUUCCCUGGAUGCCAUGGCAGAGGCUGGGAGGCUCCCUCCACCACUACCCCCUCGGCUGGACUGGUUUGUGCACACCCAGGCGGACCUGCUGGCCCAAUCCGGGAUCCCCGAGUGGUUCCAUGGCACCAUUUCCCGAGAGGCUGCUGAGAACCUGUUGGAGUCCCAACCCCCGGGGACCUUUCUUAUCCGAGUCAGCCACAGCCAUGUGGGCUACACCCUUUCCUACAAAGCCGAAACCUGCUGCCGUCACUUCAUGGUGAAGCUUUCAGAAGAUGGGACUUUCGUCUUCGCUGGGGACCACGUGACCCACGCCUCUCUGGACGCCCUGGUCACCUUCCACCAACAAAACCCUAUUCGGCCAUACGGGGAGCUGCUGACCCGGGCCUGCGGGCAGAAGGAUCCAGCAAGUGUGGACUACGAAGAUCUCUUCCUAUACUGGAAUGCGCUGGUUCAGGAUAAUGGAAGGCAACUUCUGAGAAUGGAAGUUCAAAGGCCUUCUUCCGGCUCACCUGAAGAGGCUGGCUUCAAACCUGCCUCAGCCUCCCAGAUGUUGGGAUUAAAGGACCAGGUUCUUGAAGGAGCUUGACAAUGAACUGUCAGUCUAGAUGAGUAAAUCAGCAGGCGACCUAUGUGCCGUGGCUCCCUGAGGCUAGCAGGGCCUUUAGAUGCCCCUGAGAUUGAAGUAGUUGCUGAACUUCCUGUGUGGCGAGACGUUCUGACAGCAGUGAGGAUGGAGCAAGCUGGUGUUCUGGGUAUGUGUUUGGACACAAGAUUCAUCCUGGAGAAGGUUUCAGGGAGCUGGGAUGUAAGGAUGAGAAACCACACCAGACAGAGAUUCAGGAAGAGCAUUCUGGGAAUGAGGGGGGCAUGUGCAAAGGUCCUGGGGUUCUGUGUGUCUGCAGUGCAGAGUGGCAGAAGGCAGUAAGUAUCUGGACCAUUGUGGGUAAAGGCCUCAGGGGGUACUCAGUGACCCUACCCUAACCCCAAAUGAGAAGAGUGGGGAGAUGCUGAUAAUAGACACCUUCCCCACAAGCAUGUUGGGUAAUUCCACUGAGCCACACCUGCAGCCCAACUGUGUCUCUUGAGAAAACAUCCCAGCCUUGGGACAGGUGGGAGAGCCAUGCAUAGAGAUGGGAGAUGGGGCAACGGUGGUGCUUAGAAGGUACGGAGAUCAGGUUCUGAGGCAGCGUGGGGCUUUGCUAGACAGCUGGGCCUCAGGCCUCCCUGUCUCUGUUCCAGGCUUCUGAAGGGAAGCCAUCCACAACAACUAAAGGAGAAUCCGCAUUGGCUUCCUGCUCCACAAAAGUCCUUUUCGAGGAGUCUGGACAGAAACUGUGGAAGAACCUGAGGUCCCUACCUCAGACCAGCCGGAAGGUGAAACAGCGGCUCACUUCAAACCUGUCGGCCAUGAACCUGCUGGGGAAUGCCAGGCGCGUGGCACAGCAACAUCAUAGCCCUGUGACUCGAGCGUUCAGCUGGGACAGUGCAAGCCACUCCGAGGACCCCUGUGCAGUCACUACCUCUCUCCAAAACCCCACACAGCCCGAGGCCCUGAGAGACAGAGAAGCCACCUUCAGGGACUCCAAGCGUGCCAGCUGGAGGGAGGCACUCUCAGGGGUCAAAGCCUGGCAUGGAAAGGUGAUAAGGGGCCUGUCAGCCCCGGAGCCUGCCAACUCGCCAGAAGCCCAGGGCUGGUUGCCUGAGGAAUAUCUCCCACCACCACCUUUUGCCCCUGGGUACUGACAGGACCUUCUGAGUCUUGGGUAUUCAUCUCCUUACAGCCAGAGAACUGUACUGAAGAGGUUAGGGGGCUGAACCCUGCAGGCACCAGCUGAGGGAGCCUAAAUAAUGGAAUUACUGCUACCACUUUAGGGACCCGGUGAGGUGGCCCAGUGCAUAGGAAGGUAAAAGAACUUUCAGCCACGCCCAACACCUGAGUUCUAUCCCCAGGACUCCCACGGGGAGAGCUGUGGACCAACUUCUGGAGGACGUCCUCAGACUUCUACAUACGUGUGUUAGCACACACUCGUAAGCCGAUGUAACUUUAAAAGAUGGCAGCAGAGACGUGGCAGGUUCAACAGGUGCCAGGCCUGUGCCGUGUGUCAUCUCUCAGUAUCGUUGGGAUGCAUGUCUCAUGUUCAGCCACAUUCAAAUACAAAUGUUUUUCCAGGGGUUGGGGAUUUAGCUCAGUGGUAGAGCGCUUGCCUAGCAAAUGCAAGGUUCUGUCCUCAGCUCCAGGGAUGACAUUUUUUUUUUCUGAAAGCUUUAUGUCUUCUGAGGGUUGGGGAGAUAACUCAGUGAGUAAAGGGCUGAGAGGACCUGAGUUCAAUUCCCCCAAGCCCACAAAGAUGCUGCAGUAGCGUGUGUGUGUGUGUCCUCAGAGCAGCUACAAGGAGACGGGAGGUGGCUGCUGCCUUACAGAGACCUUGCUUCCACAAGGUGGAGGACAGACAUGCGGGCAAUCCAACAUGUUCCCGCCCACACUCACACACUAGGACACGCAGAGGAGGAGGGGGAGAGAGAGGGGAUGCAAAGCAAUUGCAUCUGUGGCCAGGGGUGUGGGGGCAGCAUUUGGGCAGCAAAGACAAGAGGUGUCAGGAGCCCAAAGCCAGCCUCGGCUUACCUGGAGUUUGAGAUUAGCCUGGGCUACAUGAAAGCUUGACUGAGAGAAGAAAAACUGUGAGACAGGCAUAGUGGUACACACCAGUAAUCCCAGCACUCCAGAGGCAGAGGCGGGAAGAGCUCUGUGAGUUUGAGGCCAGCUUGGUCUCCGUAGUGAGUUUCAGGGCUACACAGGGAGACCUCAUCUAAAUAAAAAGUGAAAUGCA
Messenger RNA from Rattus norvegicus (Norway rat), 7851 nucleotides. The record is from RefSeq and is a predicted model, not a curated record. NCBI's taxonomy places the organism in Eukaryota, Metazoa, Chordata, Mammalia, Rodentia, Muridae.